Messenger RNA from Uranotaenia lowii, 747 nucleotides. RefSeq lists its product as uncharacterized. The coding region runs from base 37 to 624 and encodes 195 amino acids. The record is from RefSeq and is a predicted model, not a curated record. NCBI's taxonomy places the organism in Eukaryota, Metazoa, Arthropoda, Insecta, Diptera, Culicidae. The transcript has 4 exons.
UUUCUACUCUAGAUCCGGUGAGGUUGUACUAGAAUUAUGAAAUCCUUGAAGCUUGAAACUAGUGUUAUCUUCUGGAUUUGUAUAACUGGCCUUGCGAUAAUUUUAAUUUUAAUUUUGCCUUCAGUUCAUGCAUGUAAUGGCGGCUAUAACUUUCGAAUUGAAAAGACGGAAAACUGUGCCGGUCCGGAUCCGGUCGUAAAAAUUCAAGAAAACUUCAUCGUCAGCUUGAGCAGAAGAUGCUUGGUCCGAUCGCAUGGCUGCGUAGAAAUCAAGGGUUACGAAAAUGCUACAGCCGUAUAUAUUGUGAGGGUAUUCGGGAUCCCCGUUAUAAAGGGCGAACAGGAUCUUUGCGCAAAAAUAAGUAAAUGGUCCCUGGCGUACCCAAUUCUUAAUACUUUCAAUUUUCCCAACACGUGUCCGGUAGAAAAGACUACGAUCUGUGCUGAUUCUAAGCAUGUUGUCAACGCAAAUCCAUUCAAGCAAUUUCUUCCAUUAUUGUUCGGAAAACCUGUGCUGGAAAUAAAAAUUAAACACAAUAAUGGAGAUUCUUGUAUCAGAAUGCAAGCUGAAAUGUUCAAAGAAAAUUAUUCUAAAAACAAAAGCGCGGAAUCCAAUAAAGACUGAUGAGGAAAUCGACCAAAACCAUUACAUACAUAAAUACAUCAAAAUUGAAAAUGAAAUAAAUGCAAACAUAACAAAACACGAGGUAACUCACAAUUUCGGAUACUGAUCUGAGGCAAUGUUCAA